CUUUGUAUAUGCAGGCCAGUAUGGCACCUAAGAACGCUGUGUCGGAGUCCGUUACAGUGCUGGACGUGGCAGUCGUGCCAGAGAAGAAUCUGGACACAGAGAAGGAGAAGGAAGAAGAGAUGUCAGACGAGUCGGCCAGUGAGGAUUCUGUAGACCACAUCCCUAAGCGGUUAUGGGUCAUGCAUGGUGCUGUCAUGUUUGGGAGAGAGUUCUGCUACGCCAUGGAAACUGCACUGGUCACACCUGUGUUGCUGCAGCUAGGUCUCCCAGAACAAUACUACAGCUUAACCUGGUUCCUCAGCCCUAUUUUGGGUUUAAUUUUCACACCUCUGAUUGGCUCAGCAAGUGAUAGUUGCACUUUAAAAUGGGGACGGAGGAGACCCUUCAUUUUGGCACUCUGUGUUGGAGUGUUAAUAGGACUGGCCUUAUUUCUUAAUGGAUCCAUCAUAGGUCUGUCUCUGGGUGACAUUUCUAGCAGUCAACUUAUUGGGAUUGUGCUGACCGUGGUUGGUGUGGUGAUUCUGGACUUCUGUCUUGAUGCUUUGGAGGGACCAAUCAGAGCCUACCUCCUGGAUGUGGCUGAUACAGAAGAACAGGAUGUGGCUCUAACUAUCCAUUCUUUCUCAGGAGGACUGGGAGGUGCUUUGGGUUACAUGCUUGGAGGGCUGGACUGGACCGAUACCUUCCUGGGUCAAGCAUUUAAGGCCCAAGAGCAGGUUCUCUUUUUCUUUGCAGCCAUCAUCUUUAUCAUUUCUGCGACGCUUCACCUCUUCAGCAUCAAGGAGCAUGUGUAUAACCCCAACAAGCAGGGUGUACAGAAUGAUGAGGAUGCAGAAAGGCUACCUUCUGUUCAUUCCUGUGGAAGCUUUCCAUCCACUCGCCUCAUGCCUCAUUUAGAACUUAUUCCUGAGGAGGAGCCAUUUACAGCCCAUGAAGAUGAUUGGUCUGAGCGGGAAGCCCAAGCAGACUUUCUAAACAUUGACUUGGUGCGGAGUAAAAGCGACUCGGUUCUAGCCAUGCCAGAUGCUACCAUAGAGCUUGACCCAGACUUGGACUUGGAACGUGAUGGCCAGUUUCUAUGCGACAUUGAACCAACUUUAUUCCAGGACAUUCAGGCUCUCCAAGAGGAUGGAACAUCAUUGGAUUACCAAGACAGCAACAAAAGCCAGCUUGGUCAGUGCACUGACCACCAGUCAAAGAAGUCUGAGAGCAAUAGGGAAAAUAUCCCUGGAGCUGUCAAAGCUAUAAAUGGGAGGUUUGCUGGUCAAGGAACUCAAAUCACUGGUGCCAUAAAUGCCACUAGUCAGUCAGGAAAACCCAACUUGCGUCAGCCUAGUGCCACAGUGCGUUGCCGCCACCCUACCUUUUAUCGCCAACCCUCUUUCACUUUCUCUUAUCAUGGACGUGUGGGCUUUCAAUGGCGCCAUCGCUAUGCCAACAUGGCUGGGCCAAUCAAAUCAUCACGAAGCCUGAAUGACAUCGACAAAAUAACUAGACGGCAUGAGCGACGGAAGCUGCAGCUGAGUCACAUCGCUGCAUCCAGCAGGAAUGAAGAGGAUGAAGAAAGUGAAGAUGGGGAUGGUGGUACGACGGUCAAACAGCUCUGGUUGUCCAUGCUGAAGAUGCCUCCUCAGCUCUGGCGUCUGUGUGUAUGUCACCUCCUCACCUGGUUCUCCAUGAUCGCACAGGCUGUGUUCUACACUGACUUCAUGGGCCAGGUCAUCUUUGAAGGAGACCCGACUGCUGCUACUAACUCCACUGCCCUGCAGAACUACAGUAAAGGAGUUCAGAUGGGCUGCUGGGGGCUUGUGAUCUAUGCAGCUACAACUGCCCUCUGCUCAGAUGUGCUUCAGAGGAUUCUCAACAACUAUGACCUAAGCAUUAAAAUCAUCUACAUGUUGGGGACUCUAGGCUUCGCUAUCGGAACUGCCGUCAUGGCCAUCUUUCCAAAUGUAUAUGUUGCUAUGGUGAUGAUAAGCACCAUGGGAGUCAUUUCUCUGAGCAUUUCGUACUGCCCUUAUACUCUGCUGGGACAGUACCAUGAAAUUAAAGAGUAUAUUCAUCACAGCCCUGGCAACUCUCAGCGAGGCUUUGGCAUCGACUGCGCCAUCCUGUCGUGUCAGGCGUACAUCGCUCAGAUCUCGGUGGCAUCGGCGCUCGGCGCAGUCAUAGAUGCCGUCGGUACAGUGAGAGUGAUCCCCAUGGUGGCUUCAGGAGGCUCCUUUCUUGCUUUCAUUGCUGCGGCUUUCCUUGUCAUCUACCCCGACACUCCUGAUGACGAAGAUGACAGUGACGAUGAAGAUGAGCAAGGCCCCUGCUCCAUAAUGUCAGAUGCAGCAUUCAAGAACAGUACAGAGAAACUCAGUGUUCUAAAGUCAAUGUCGAGGAACAGUGCUGGCAAGCCAGAGGCUGAAUCCUCAGUUUGAGUGUUAAACCUGGAAAAACUUGAGUUUUAAAAUUACAGAUCCUGGAAUACACAAUAAGUGCACAAGGGUAAGAUGAAAGCCUGCAUUUGCAGCUAAUGUGUGCAGAUUUUCUCCACAGUGCUGAUAUUGUUAGCCUGCUGAUAGAUAGAUAGAUAGAUAGUUUAAGAGGGACACUCUCUACCAUAGAUUCAUACACUCUUUUACAUAUGCUGAAUGUAAUUCUGUAGUUACGGUACAGAGACAAAAAUAUUUGAGUCAAAUGUUUGAUUUUCUGAGAUUGUUUCUCAAGAUAUUUAUUGUUGGUGCCCAGCAUGAACAUUUCUUCAUAUUCUAGAUGAGAGUACACGUUUCACUUUUGAAGAAGUGUUUACCAGUUUACCAUUACUACAAUGAAAACAAUUUCCUUUUGCGGUCAUUUUUCCUUUUCGCAUUGUUUUCCACUUUAAAGUCAACAAAUACAGUACAUUCCAGAUGUAUGUUUGUGCUAAGGCAACCUGGUUCUUGUUUUCUAUGUAGACUGAUAUUGUACUCCUGUUGUAUUAUUGUUGUAUUUCAUUAGUCUCAUCGCAUCAGAAACACUCAGGGGAAAGCUAAACAGCUGUUGCAUCUGAGCAUGACGCUCACUUUUGUAGAGAAUUUAGUAAUGCCCAAUGCCAAAAUGGUUUGUUUGUUUUGUUUUAUGAUUCUAAAGUUUUUGUAAGACAGUUGUUUUGAUAGUUUAAGAAGCUUUGGUUUUCUUGGGAACUCUUAAGGUACAACCAUAAUUUGGUAAAGAAGUGGCUGACCCCCUCAGCUUUGUUGUGUAGCAGUGAUUGGUGAGUAAAAUGAAAAGGUUUGUUUAUCUGUCAUGGCAGCCUUUCGGAUUAUCAGCCUCAAUCUGUCUUAAAGAAUGACACUUUGAAUAGUGGCAGUAUUUUACUCAGCCCAAUUUAUAAUACUGUUCCAGGUGUAGUUUAUAUACAUGAGUAUACAGUACAGUAUAACACAUUCUUUCUCGUUCAAGAAGACAGGCCGAAUGUUUUUACUUAAGUUAGUUACAGAUUCCACUGGCUGAUUCAAAGUCUUAUGUUUAUAAAUGUAACAUUGCAAAAAGUUCAAAUACAGUGCUGAAAAAUUUACAUGUGUGAUUUCCACACAGAAGUCAGUAGUUUGGCUUUGUAUCCUGUAUUGUACAGGAUUUGUGUGUGUGUGGGCGAGUUUGGGUGGUUUACGAGGACGUUUUUUUUUUUAGGUUACAAACUGGUAAUUACAAGGGUAUUAUGCUAUACAUGUGGUUUAUGAGGACAUUUCUAGUGUCCGCAUUCAAAUCGCUUAAACAUACUAAAUGUAAUGAAUGUAAUGAAAUGCAUGAAAAUGUAAAAAUGCAGAGUUUUUUGUGAGGGUUAGGGUUAGGGGAUAGAAUCUAUAGUUCAUACAGUAUAAAAAUCAUUAUGUAUAUGGAGAGUCCUCAUAAGGAUAGCCGCACGUGUGUGUGUGUGUGUGUGUGUGUGUGUGUGUGUGUGUGUGUGUGUUAUAUGGCAUAUGUGGUAGGUACUGCAGUGAUUUUCUUUUUUUUUUUCUUUUAGUGUUCGAACCAAAUUGACAAUUUAUAUGGUACCAUACGUUUAUUUACAUUUUGACUACAAUUUAAAUAAAGAGAAAAGUUUUA
Myxocyprinus asiaticus (Chinese sucker) is the source of this 4074-nucleotide messenger RNA. RefSeq names its product solute carrier family 45 member 4b (gene slc45a4b). Gene Ontology annotation, molecular function: sucrose:proton symporter activity. NCBI's taxonomy places the organism in Eukaryota, Metazoa, Chordata, Actinopteri, Cypriniformes, Catostomidae. The coding region runs from base 9 to 2426 and encodes 805 amino acids. The record is from RefSeq and is a predicted model, not a curated record. The transcript is spliced from 7 exons. Gene Ontology annotation, cellular component: membrane. Gene Ontology annotation, biological process: transmembrane transport.